CCUCAGUCGUCCGAACACCAGCUCAGCAGCACCGACUCCUCCGACCGGCUGCCCACCCGGUUGCCCGCGUACGGACUUCACGCACACGCCCGCUGUGCCGCGCGUCGUCGUCGUCUUCCGUUCGCAUAUUCUUCGUAUCUAUUUUUAUGUUUCCAUUGCUCUCUUCUCCGACAUCGAUACACCACACAACGCAUCAUAAUAUAUUUAUGUUUGAUACAUAAUUUCCAUUGAGAAUAUUAUUGUAUACCUGUCGCAGGUACCGCACCAUACAUACAUACAAGUAUACUGCAACCCACCUAAUAGGUAUUUCCUUAUUCGUUUCGGUUUCAUUUCUUUUCCCUCGUCGCCCGAAUAAGUUUUGAAUGAAGAACGUACGUCAAGACAGUGUAUCUCAUUACCAGAGAUUUCUCGAAGUUACAGGGAUGACCCGUAUACCCGCACAACUGUACAUAAUAAUCAAAUAAGACGAAGAAACGGAAACAUUUUCUCGACUUUAAGACAUGCGAAGGAGUCAUCCAAAUAUCUUACCAAAGACGGCUAAUUCUAGUGAUCUAAGCUUAUAACAGUUGCCGGUCCCGAUCGUCGUUUCCUAUUUCGAUGGGUUGAGACGAACACUCACGAGUUUCCAGAGCCUGAAAAACUAUCUAUAAUAGUUGGUUCAAAGGCCGAAGGAGACAUAUAUUGGAGAUUUUUUUGAAGACGGAAAAUUGACUUAAUCUUGUCAAAUCGCAAGGUUUGAACUUAAGCCAAAUUUUGAAAAAAAUAAAAUUUGGCAACCGAAUAUAAUUUUAUUACCCGAAGAAAUAGACUUUUCUUUCUACCAUAGAUACAGAAAUGUUGAAAGUAGUAGGAGCAUCAUGGGCUCAGACACAACUAUCAUGGUGUUUGAUUAUUGCAAUCACUUUGUUGGGUUUAUUAGCAUUUUAUUUCGGAGGAACGAUCAGAAAUGAGUAUGAUGGUAAAUAUGCUGCAACAGCGUUUUGGAGCAAAGAAUUUGGAAUGAGAAUUGAUUUCUGUGGCCAAAAUAACGAUCCGCUUAAAGUAAGAAAAGGAGUAGCAAGAGCUUAUUAUAGACCAGAUUUAUCUGAAAACGGAUGGGCAGUUUUAGAAAUUGAGACUCAGGCGGAGUAUCCGGAUUACGUACAAGCCAAAGCUGCUGGGUAUUUGGAAGGAAGUUUGACGUGGCGGAUGAUUUAUUGGCACUGGAAGAAUACAGUGGAAAACACGUGUAUCGGGAGAAAGGCCUUCUGUGAUAGGCUUAGAAAGUAUUUAGAAGAAAAUGCUGACGAAAUCAAACAGACGGCAAAACGACGAGGCGAAUCAGACCCAUUUUGGCACCAAGUAAAUAUGUUUUACACGCAAUUGAAAGCAUUGGAGGAUGGUUGGAGAUUUGGCGUAAAAAGAAGCAGACAAGAUAUUGAUAUACCAUCUGUAGAUUUCUUAUGGAUGAACAUUAUGCCGGAUUUAAAAAAUUUCGAACAAAAGUUUAACGCAUCAAAAGAUUUUAAUCCAGAUAAGCCACCGUUAUCUGCUACAUUAGUAAAAAUUAUCGGCACUAACCCAAUUGACUUUGUAUUAGCUCAAUCUGCUUCUGGAUAUUAUGUGUCAAUGUUGCGCAUCCAGAAACGGUACAACUUUGGUUUCCAUGAAACGGAAAGUGACGAUAGUGCACUCGUUAAUGGAAAGAUAAUCGAGUUCACGUCAUACCCUGGAUCAGUUUAUUCUCAAGACGACUUCUAUAAGGUCACCAAGAAAGGUUCUAGGACAGAAACUACUGUUGUCGGGACAGAAUUACAAAAUAAUAACAGACAACUAUGGGAAAAGAUUAUGAAAAAAGAUCAAGUCUUAUUGGGUGCUAGAAUCAUGGCAGCCAAUCGUUUAGCGAGUAACAGUAAAAAAUGGUACGAGGUGUUUUCGAGAAACAAUAGCGGCACUGGAAACAAACAAUGGCUGAUCAUCAGCACAAAUAGCACAUCAAUUGCUUUUGGAGUCGUUGAACAAAUGCCCGGCAUUGUUAGCUACGAAGAACUAUCUAAAAAACUUUUGUCCACCGGUUAUUGGAUCAGCAAUAGUAGUCCAAGUCUCAAGGAAACGGUUUACAUGUCGGGCGCGGACGGACGGGACGCCGAUCACCCGGUGGCGAACAUACUGCGCAACGGACAGCGGAACGUCACCGACAUCGGGACGCUGGUAGACCUGAUGCGGGGCACCGAGAUGUCGCUGAUCGGCCGGACCGACCUGCUGGGCGUCAAGACCAACGCCAUGUUCCGACGGUUCGCCAACCAGUCGUUUGUGGAACAGCUGACCGCGGCCAACCGGCUCCAGUCGGUCGACGCCACGGCACCGCUGAAAGACGACCGGACCACGAUCGUCACGAACCGGCUACCGUCGUCCGCCGUGUCCGACGACAAGUCUGACGCGGACAAGUGCUUCACGGGAACAGUGGACCUGAAGGUCACGUCGGCGUACACGAACGGCUACUUCGCGGCCUCCGGGCCGCCGUUCACCGUGGACCGCGCCGAGGUCGAACCGUUCCGGUGGUCCGAGAGCCCGAUCAGGCACUUGCCGCAUUACGGGCACCCGGACGUCUGGGACUACGACGUGGAGGGCGUCGGUUGGGUUUGGAUCUGAUGACUGCGCUGACGUCUUGCGCACACCUAUACUGUACACGCGUAUCGCAAUACUAUAUGUAUUACUCGUAUAUGAAUAUAUGGUUAUACAAUAUUAUACAUCAUAUGCUAUUUGUGCGUUCAGUGCGCACCACGAUAUUUUUUGCUAUAUGUGUACGGUGUAUAUAAAACAUCGGGCACGACCUUAGACACGAAGAUAAUGUUAUUAUUUACACUAGGCGUAUACCGUAAUGUACCUACAGACAGAUAUCGCAGUGUGCAGACGACUCACCAGUUUAUAUUAUUAUUAUGCGUAUCACCCGUCAAAAAAAAAUGCAUUAUACCUACACAAACUUGAAACUCGCAUCCUCUCGUUUUGUCCGGAAAGUCCUAUACUCUCCAGUGCCCAACUGUAUACCCACUAUGUAUAUUAAAAUAUGUGAUAUCUAUACCUACUAUAUACUAUAUAUAUAGACGAUAAUAAUAUAAUAAUAUAUACACACUAUAGAACAGAAUAUUAAUGAUAAUAUAUAUGGUUAUUACGUGUGAAAUAAAAUUAUCAUCACUCGUACUUAUAUACCUAUUAUAUACAUUGUGUACCAAAUAUAGUGUGGCGGCGAAAUAACAACUUAUUCGCCGUUGUAGUAUUUUAUCAUUAUUGCACGAUUUUAUUUGAUAUACCGUACCUAUAUAUAUAUAUAUUAUAAACUCGUCUUCCAAAAUCA
Messenger RNA from Rhopalosiphum maidis (corn leaf aphid), 3334 nucleotides. RefSeq names its product putative phospholipase B-like lamina ancestor. The coding region runs from base 835 to 2631 and encodes 598 amino acids. Gene Ontology annotation, molecular function: glycerophospholipase activity. The transcript is spliced from 10 exons. Gene Ontology annotation, cellular component: extracellular region. The record is from RefSeq and is a predicted model, not a curated record. Lineage: Eukaryota; Metazoa; Arthropoda; Insecta; Hemiptera; Aphididae. Gene Ontology annotation, biological process: phospholipid catabolic process.